CGAACGAAAUGAGUGCUAAUGAGGCGCUGGCGCCUUUUGAAACUGAAUACACGAGGCUUUACGAAUCCUUAUACAAAGCCCAUAGAAAUGAGAAGGAACUAUCGGAACAAUGCAUUUUGCUCAAGAAUGAAAUUGUGGAUAACACGCAUAAGAUAAAUGAGCUAAAAAAAACAGUGGAAGCUUAUCAGGACGAUAUAGCUCGAUUAAAACAGGAAGUCACAAAAACGAUGAAAUUAGCCGAUGCGGAACACGCGCGCGAGCAAAAUGCACAGGAGAUGAUCGAGAAUUUGCGACUAAAUAUUACUAAACUAGGCCUAGAAAUCGAGCAAAAGAACAAACUAUUAGCAGCCGAGAAAGACAUCACCAUUAGCAAGAAAAAGGAGAAUCUAUUGAAAGAAAGGGAGAUACUCAUUGGCGAGAUGGAGACUAUGCGGCAACGCUUGAAAAAUAUAUCCUGUUACGCGGAGGAGCUUGAGCAAAAAAGUAACGAGGUCAAUCAACGAAUGACAGAGAUGCAGGAAAUUAUUGGCAUGCAACUGAAUGAAAUCUCGCGAGAAAAAGGUGUCCGAGAGAGAUUGGAAAUGGAGGUGCGACGACUUCAGGAAGAAAUCAUUAUAAAGAAAAGCGAAUUAGAGGUUGCGAACGUAUCUGUUGAGACAAGUACGAAUAACGUAACAAGAUUGGAGAAUUUGAUAAAAGACCAAAAAAUAACGGAUGAGAAACUGCGAAAGAAAAUGAGCAAGCUGAUGCUAAAGAAAAUGAAUCUACAAACAGAUUUCGACAAUGCAAUCGUCGAAAUAGAAAAACUGGAAAAAGAACUCUCCGAUAAAGGGAAGAAGAUAAGGAACAUCAAGUACGAGCUUAACAGAACAAAAGAGGAUAGCGCCAAAUACAAACACGAGAAGGAUUUGAUAGACAAACGAUUGCUGAAAGCGGAAUCUGAACAAUCUAAACUGAAGCGUGAAUUGAAGCAAACUCUGAUUAAUGUCAAGAAUGUUGAACAUGAUGCUCAAAUCUGUCGCAAGGAACAACUCGAGGACAAGCAACGUAUUGAAAAUUUGUUACGAGAGAAAAAUAACAUUGUCCUUAUCAAAGAGACCGCGUAUGAGAGAAUCAAGCGAUUAGAUCACGAACUAUUAUUAUGCGGACAUGGCAAAAAAAAAAUGGAACAUGAAAUGGACACACUGACACAAACCAUCGACGACAUGAAGAAACAAAUGGAAGUUGUAGAAAAAGAAAGGGAUAGAUACAGUACAGCAGUACAAGGAUUAGAACAGAAGUUGGAGAGACAAAUAAGUGAAACUGAACAAAAACAAGUGGAGGUAUUGGAUUACAAGAAAAGCUUGGCUGAUGUCGAAACCAAGUACCGUCAACAUCAAAGUCUAUUCGAAGCUGUCCGUGCGGAAUGGAAUCUGUGCAACAGAAGUUUGAUAGAGACGCAGGAGGAGGUGCAAGAUUUAAAGAGCAAACUGAAAAUUACAAGCCAGCAGACUGAGCAAUUGAAAGAAGACAUUGCGAUGAAGGAAGCCAAUCUUGUCAAGAAGGAAUUCCUGUUAAGAAAAGUUGAGAAAGAGAAAGAGGAACUUAAGAUUGAUUUGCGAGCUUCUCAUAUGGAAAUAACCAACUUACGACAACAAAUUGAAGAAGCAAAGAAAAAGGAAAAGAGCCUCAGACAGGCCAUACAUCAGGCAGAUUCAGAUAUCGUACGUCAGAAGAAAGAUGUUGAUAACGUUAUGAAUGAACGUGACAUACUCGGUACACAAUUGGUCCGAAGAAAUGAUGAACUGAGCCUGCAAUACAGCAGGAUGAAGGUCUUGAAUAGAACAUUACAGUGUGGCGAGAAGCAAUACAAUCAAAAGUUAGAAGAUAUUCGGUUACUUAAGUUCGAAGUGAAAAGACUUAGAACCGAGAAAAUGUUACUAACAAAAAAUAUCUUCAACGUUAGUGAUUUGCGCCAAGAAGUUUUUCAUCUAAAUCGUAACCUAACAAAAGAAAAACUUAAAGUCACUGCACUUGAAGAGGAAAUUCAAACUCCAUUAAACAUACACAGAUGGCGAAAGCUCGAGGGUACAGAUCCUACUACUUUCGAGCUUGUUAAAAAAGUACAAAUUCUACAAGAACGUAUUUUGAAAAUGUCCACUGACAUAAUUCAUAAAGAGAGGAAACUAAAAGAUGCUGAGAAAUUAUAUAUGAAUCUUCGUGACGUUUUGUCGAAGCAACCAAAUUCGCAGAGAGAGACAAGCUUAAAUAAGGUUCAAAACAUUUUACGUAAAAGGGGAGAGAAGAUCAAGUGUCUCAUCGCGGAGCUGAAUAUGUACGAGUCGCAAGUGGGUGGAUUUAAAGAUGACAUGAUAACAAUGACCAAUGAGAUGUGCGAGUUGAUGAAAAUAUUUUAUGCACAAAAAAUUAAACUCCAAAAAAUUAAAGAGAUGACUUUGAAGUCUACGUACAAAACUAUUCUUCCAGAUAUUUUGGUACGUACUAAAAAAUUUUAUGGAGGUGGCUUCAAGAUAAAGACUUUAACUUCAAAAAUUCAUUGUACCAUGGACUCCUCAGCAAGCAAAUAA
This is a messenger RNA of Mycetomoellerius zeteki, 2567 nucleotides long. RefSeq names its product cilia- and flagella-associated protein 58. The transcript has 10 exons. The record is from RefSeq and is a predicted model, not a curated record. NCBI's taxonomy places the organism in Eukaryota, Metazoa, Arthropoda, Insecta, Hymenoptera, Formicidae. Gene Ontology annotation, cellular component: cytoskeleton. The coding region runs from base 9 to 2567 and encodes 852 amino acids.